UUCUCUCUCUCUCUCUCUCUUCAGCGGCCGGCCGAGUGCUUGUUAACCCACCGUUCGUCCUCUCCCAUUCAUUUCUCACCAACUCUCUCCCUCUCUCUUCCUUGAGAUCUCGGAAACCCUAACCCUAACUUCUCCGGGAGCCCCUCGCCGCGGAGCGAUGGCAGUUGCACCCGGUGUCGCUGCCCGAGCCCUAGCCCUAGCCGUGGCCGCCGUCCUCCUCGCCGGCCCGGCCGCUUCCAACUCCGAGGGCGACGCGCUCUUCGCCCUCCGCCGGAGCCUCUCCGACCCCGACAACGUCCUUGAGAGCUGGGAUCCCACGCUCGUCAACCCCUGCACCUGGUUCCACAUCACCUGCAACCAGGAGAACCGCGUCACCAGAGUGGAUUUAGGAAAUUCUAAUCUGUCAGGCCAUUUGGUAGCCGAACUUGGAAAGCUUGAGCAUUUGCAGUAUCUGGAGCUUUACAAAAACAACAUUCAAGGGACAAUCCCAGCUGAACUUGGUAACCUAAAGAGCCUGAUUAGCUUGGACUUGUAUAACAACAACAUUUCGGGGACUAUACCUCCAACACUGGGCAAACUGAAGGCUUUAGUAUUUUUACGGCUCAAUAACAACCAAUUAACUGGACCAAUCCCAAGAGAACUUGUUGGAAUUUCUAGUCUCAAAGUUGUAGAUGUCUCAAGUAACAACCUUUGUGGGACGAUUCCCACCUCUGGACCUUUUGAACACAUCCCCCUGAACAACUUCGAAAAUAAUCCCCGAUUGGAAGGUCCUGAGUUGCAAGGGCUUGUAACCUAUGAUACAAACUGCUAGAUGGUGACUGGUGACAACGACAUAUGGGUAGGGGAUAUUUAUAUAUUGGUUUUGGUGUUGAAUCUAGGCCAUUAUGUAUAUCUACUUUGUAGCCGUCUGCUUCAUAGUUGUAGUGCGGGAACACUGCUGCUUGAUGUUGUAUGUAGAUUGGUGGGUGAAUGUUUUCCUUGUACUGCUACUUGGAUUGGAAUAAAUGAAGACAAAGCUAAUCCUAGAAAUA
Elaeis guineensis (African oil palm) is the source of this 1031-nucleotide messenger RNA. RefSeq names its product leucine-rich repeat protein 1. The record is from RefSeq and is a predicted model, not a curated record. Lineage: Eukaryota; Viridiplantae; Streptophyta; Magnoliopsida; Arecales; Arecaceae.